UGCUGCGGGGAGCAUCUGGGCGCUCAGUCCGUCAGAAGCAUCGAGUGAACAGAGUCACGCACGCCUAACUGCAACAUGCAUUUCUUGGUUCAUUCGGUCUCAUUGCUCAUCGCUGUUGCAGUCAGCUGUGUUAACUCAGUGCCCUAUGGGUUUGGUAAUAACGCAGGUCGAGUAGAAGACGCUGUCGUUGUCGAUGCGGCGCCCUCGUUCUCGCCCGUUGAUAGCGAUUCGACCUACCCCGUGCAUAGCCCUGGCAUGUUUUGCCGACAUAAGGUCUAUUAUAGUCCUUCCGAAAGUGAACCGAAGCAGAAUUAUAAACAGAAAGAACAGGUGACGUAUGAGACGUAUCUGCCGAGCCCUGAAUUUGUUAGAAUUCGAUCAUACGCACCUUCUUCCGACUCUGAAACAUUUCGGGCUCCAUCGUCGUACGAACCACAGAGGACUCCUUCCACUUCGUACAACAGCAACUACGAAACAUCACGUACUCCUUCAAAUUCGUAUAACACCAACUACGAAACCCAAAGGGCUCCUUCAACUUCGUACAACAGCAACUAUGAAACACAUAGGACUGCACCGUCGUACAGCACCAACUACGAAACAUAUCAGGCACCUUCAGCUUCCGUUGAAUCACCUCAGUACUUCCAGAGGCAGAAUAAUGAAAUUCAAGAAAAUUCACAUAUUAGACAGUUUGACCAGACCGGUUCGAUGUACGAGUCCUUCAUGGUUCAAGUUAUGGAUAAAGGAUAUCCGUCAGCUCGAACGGUCAUGGGCUACAGGUUGAUGAACGCGCAAGAGCCCAAAUCGUCACUGUCCUACAAUUAAUUCCGCCUCAAUUUAAAAUAGACACUAAAACAGAAUAUUCUCGAUCCCUUCCGCGGUCCACGACGUUGAAUGUCACAAUAAAACGGCUGGGAGGAAAUGCUUUUUAGGAGCCCCUUUCCAUAAAUGGAAUUGGGUUAAAUUAUGUAAAACGAAGUGAAAUCUCAGGGGGGAAUAAAGAAUGGCCCAUGUCUUUUCCUGGCUGACUUUUCUCUUUUUAUUUUUUUGUGGACAAAUUAAAUAUCGCAUUAACUUACCGAAAAUACACGAUUCGAUAUUAAAAAUUGA
Daphnia pulicaria is the source of this 1107-nucleotide messenger RNA. Its product is annotated as DNA-directed RNA polymerase II subunit RPB1-like. The transcript has 3 exons. NCBI's taxonomy places the organism in Eukaryota, Metazoa, Arthropoda, Branchiopoda, Diplostraca, Daphniidae. The record is from RefSeq and is a predicted model, not a curated record. Bases 76 to 822 code for a protein of 248 amino acids.